AGAAUCCAUAUAUGGAUAAAAUAAAAUCAGGGAAAUUAGUCGAAAAGUUCAUCUCGUGGAAGAAAGUAGUUCAGGAAAUUCAUUAAAAUGUCGAUUUUUCGCUUCAAUAAAUGCUGCUGCAUCUUUGAAUUGGCCACUGGAGGCAUUAUUCUGGGCUGGCUUAACCUGGUUAUGUCCAUCGUGAACUUUGUCUUGUGCUGCGUGAUCCUGAGUGCAUCUGACAAUGUUAAACAACAAUCCUUUUCUGCGGGAGUUUACGCAGUGGAAUUCUUCUUCGGGAUUCUUAUAUGCAUUGUGACGCUGCUGAUUGUGUCGGAUCUCUUGCUGAUUGUAGGAGCUAUGCACAAGAAAGCCCUUUACACUAUCCCAUGGCUCUUCAAUGAAUUCAUCUUCCUGCUCUUCAACUUCAUUGCGAUCUUCCUGUCAUCGGACUUUUCCUACAUCAUGGCCAUGAUUGCCUUUUUCACCUUCAGGCUCUACCUCUGGCUCUGUGUGUACUCCCUGUACGCAACUCUCAAGGAAUGGCCAGCAGUUGACCAGAAUAACUUCACAUAUUCCCGAAAGAUUUUUGAGCCAACCUUGGGAUACUCGAAUAUUUAAAAAAAAAGUAUUAUUUUCUCAUCUUCUUGAAGUCAUAUUUAAUUCUGGGGGGUUUUAUUGAAUUUUGUUGUCCAAACCCAUUCCCAUGAAUCAUUUCAUUUAAUUUUUUCCUCAAUUAUUAUUUUUCAAUUUUCGGUAGAAAUAUUUUAUUUUGCCCAAUAAUAAAUAAAAUAUAUUUCAAGAAAAUAUGGAGAAUUUAUAGGAUUAAAUAUUCUGGGUCAAUGAAUUAGUACUUUCUA
Messenger RNA from Phlebotomus papatasi, 839 nucleotides. RefSeq lists its product as uncharacterized. The record is from RefSeq and is a predicted model, not a curated record. NCBI's taxonomy places the organism in Eukaryota, Metazoa, Arthropoda, Insecta, Diptera, Psychodidae. Bases 88 to 600 code for a protein of 170 amino acids. The transcript has 2 exons.